Molecule: messenger RNA, 4649 nt
Organism: Magallana angulata
Lineage: Eukaryota; Metazoa; Mollusca; Bivalvia; Ostreida; Ostreidae
Product: integrin alpha-4-like
Exons: 20
Coding region: 385-3549 (1054 amino acids)
Biological process (GO): cell-matrix adhesion; cell-cell adhesion; cell adhesion mediated by integrin
Cellular component (GO): integrin complex; external side of plasma membrane
Molecular function (GO): integrin binding
Source: RefSeq, a predicted model, not a curated record
UGGCCCCCUGUUCAAAGCUAAAGGAAGCCAACACGGAAAUUUAAAAUCACAGUUACCUUUAUAACUUGUCACUAAUGAAUAAGAACGAACGAAAUGAAUAUUCUCUAACGUUAAAACAAAACAGCCCGUCAUAGCGUUUGUACACAGGAAGGGUCACUUAUAAUUUCUCGAGGAAAAAGGAUAUUAAUAUAUUUCAGUGGUAUUGGAUAACUUUAGGCUGUAAUAGUGACUGGGUACUAACGUGUAAUUACUAAGUAAGUAUAACUUCUUAAGAUGACACACACGGAAAUUGACUGAUGAGUAUCCCGGAUAUUAGUACACUGCUAUAGUCACUUUUUAUUACUAUAAGAUAUAGUUAGAGUACCUACAGAAUAAGUGUUUGCGAUGUUUGACUUGGUCAAACUGCUGAUAUUUGUCCCAUUCGGGUAUGGAUUUAACGUGGAUGUUGAGAAAGCGAUUGUUUACACGGGAACCCCGGGGUCGUACUAUGGCGCCACGACUGAGAUGUUGACAAACCUUGAAGGAAACUGGGUCCUCGUCGGCGCCCCCCGUCAGAACUACUCGGGGAUCAUCAAGCCUGGGGCCGUGUACCGGUGUCCUGUCUCCACCUCCUCUACGACAACACCGGCCUGCUUAAUGCUACCGAUCAGGGCUGCACAGAGCCCGUUUCCUGCCAACAUUCAGUCUGAAGAAAACCAGGGAUUAGGAUUAAACAUGUUGAUCACCAAUAAUUAUCUCGUGGCGUGUUCUCCCUCAUGGAAGCAGACAGUCACCAUCGACACUUAUUACGCGUAUGGAAAAUGCAGUGACGUCCCUUUUGGCAGUAUGAACACAAACUACAACAAGUUUUUCGCUGUUCCCUCUGGUCUCUUACAAACCGGGUCCAAAAUAUUCUAUAUGGUAGCAGAAUUCGGGUUCAGUAGCGCCAUUCGGUCAGGGUUUGGUGCCAAUGGCAUUGUGAUGGGUACUCCAGUCGUUUACGAUUCAACAGGCGGGUUCAUUUACUACAGGGAAAGCAACGUUGCUAAUUUCUGGGACAGGUUUAACGUCCUAGAACACGGAAGCACCGAUUCCCUGACAACUGUGUUCAGAUCUGGUGCUUAUUUAGGGUACUCCAUUGGAGCUGGCGUGUUCGGAUCGACCGUGAGGGAAUCCCCCUCCUCGUACCCCAUUGUUGUGAUGGGGGCCCCAGGAUUCUCCAACAAUGACGGAACAGUAGGCGCGAUGGGAAUAUUUGAGAGAAUUUCUUCAAGUGCUUUAAAGAUGCAGAAAAUGAUUGCAGGCAAAGUGAUCGGUAGCGGCUUCGGACAGUCUUUAAUUGUGGCUGACUUCAACAACGACAAUAAAGAUGACAUAGCGGUCGGGGCCCCAAUGGAAGGCGAGGACGAAAUGAAUAAAGUCGAUGUCGGGGCCGUCUAUAUUUACUAUGGAACGCUCGGAUCGGAUUUUAUCGAUGCCAGUGCACAGCGCCUGCGCGGGUCCGGUGCAAUAUUAGCCAGGUUUGGACAUAGCAUUGCCUGCCCAGGAGACUUGAACAAAGAUGGCUUUAAAGAUUUGAUAGUUGGAGCUCCCUAUGAACAAGAUAACAAAGGAGCCAUCUACAUCUUUAAUGGCGGAGCCCCUCGGAUGGAGACGAUGUAUUCCCAGCGAAUACUUGCUGCUGAUAUAAAUAGUGAUCUGCGCGGCUUUGGGUUCUCGCUGAGCAAAAAUACCAUUGAUGUAGAUUCAAAUACUUAUACUGAUACGUCUGUUGGAUCUUUGCUGUCAUCUCAUGCGGUGGUAUUUCGAACCCGAUCCAUUGUUACCAUUACUUCAAUUCCAAUUUUGAACCCGACCGUUAUGCCUUUCAACUCAACAGGAUUGGCCUGUAGAGGAAACAGUGAUAAUUUUAACCCAUGCACAUCGGUCGAAGUCUGCUUCAAUUAUACCGGAGAUGGGCUGACAAACGGAAUUUAUAUUGAUUAUACUUUAACCUCUGACCCGGAAACUAGUGACGUCAAGGAAAGACGCUUCAUAUUCUAUCAAAAUAACGUAACCCAGGGAACAGUGUAUACCAAAACACAGCUGUUCAUUGCAAGCGGAGAAACAAAGUGUGAAAGCCUUCACGCAAGAAUAGCGAUGACAGACAGAAAAUUUUUCGCGCGCGUCAACGACGACCCACGAUUCGAGGUGACCUACAAAAUCAGUAACGAAUCGGCGGGAAACGAGGUACGACCUAUCUUAGCCAAGGACAAAGCCUCGGAAAUCUCCAACGUCACGGGCAGGUUUCUGACCGAAUGUACUCCCACCUGUAAACCGGAUCUGAUGAUAACAGGAGCUGCACUGACGUCAUUGGUCCAAGUGGGGAAAACCCAGGAACUGGAAGUACAGAUUCUCGUCAUCAACAUCGCCGACCCCGCUUAUGGCGCCUCCAUUGUGUUCAACAAUUCCAUUGGCGCGAUCUUCAGUAGCUACGCGGUUCUGUUGGAGCAAGGGUCAGAGCGCAUGACAUGCGCUAAGGAAGGCGAUGGCGCCCGCUGCACGUUCGACAAGAAUCCGCUGUUUCCACAGGUUAGAGGUCUGGUGAAUGUACGUUUUGAUGUAUCGUCUCUACAGCUGCUCAGAGGGGUGGCGCUGCAGAGUCUUCCGGCGGUAGCGGAAGUUUUUGCUGUAGCGGAAGUGGCGGGUGAUGUGGAUACCUCUAAUAACGUUGCACGGAUGAAUACAAAUUUACAACUGGAAGCAACCAUUCAGAUGAUAGGGUCUUCCUCGCCUGACCAAGUGAGAAUCUCGGAAGGGGGGAAGUCGAGGCUGACUCUGAAUCAGGCCUACUCCAUUAUCAACACUGGGCCGAGUCCACUACCUCUAAUGAAAAUAUCUUUCUCCAUCCCAGUGAUGUAUAAGGAUAAACUAAUAAUAGAGAGGUCUCAGCUGGAAUUGAGCGCACUCUCCCCCUCCAUUAAUUGUAGCAUGAUAAGUUUCCCUUCAUCAGAAUCUGUGACGUCAUCACCGGGCGUCGUCAUCAACCCGAGCGUGAUUAUUACCGAAAGUAACGUUCCUUUGGGUUGCGGGGUGUCUGGUGUUGGCUGUGCUGUGUUUGAAUGUCUGAUCACCGACCUGGAGGUCGAUUUUCAAGCCAUCUUCAUAGGGGCAAACAUCACCGAGGAAAACCUCCCAGAUAUACCCGCGGGUACCACCCAGAUCCAGUACUACACAACAGGAAUACUUUAUCCAAGCAAAAAAUUACCAAUUCCACUCAAUAUAAAGCCCUCUAAUGUCACCUACUCUGCGGUCCUUCCAAUUUUCCCAGACAACAUUAUUCCACCGACUGCGGAGUUGAAUCUUUUGCCCCUGAUUGUCGGUCUGUCUGUCGGUGUCCUCCUGAUGGUGCUACUGGCAAUCGCACUCUGGAAGUUGGGUUUCUUCAGACGUAAGAAGAGAGAAGAAUUGAACCAGUACAAGAGGAAAAGUUACGCCCACGCGAGGCAGAGCCGGGCCCUGACACGAGCCAGCCGCGACCUGGACGCCGAGGACAGAAAAAUACUAUCACAGUACACACAAAUGAACUAGUUCUAUCAACGAAUCCAAAUCUGUACUUUAUUCUAUAUGUUCUAUUGAAUACAGUGCGGUUAUUUAAUAUGAAAAUAGAAUUCUCUUUAUCAAGAAACAUGAUUGUACUUACAAAAUUGAUGAAUCAGAACUUGAUUUAUCAUAUCAAUUUAUCUAAAUCCGUAAUUGUUAUAAUAUCUUAAAUACAAAGUGAGUGCGUUUUUUUCUACGAUAAAACAUUUUUCUGAGCACUUUUAACCAAUGUGAUAAAAUCCAAAUCCAUAUGGAGCAUUUUGUGGACGAUACAAAUUAAGAUAUGAAUGCUGUUAUAAAAUUCAAUACUGUGAGAAAUCUAAUAUUCUUUGCUAGGUGAAUGUAUUUUGUAUUUAUUUAUAAACUUUAAUGCAUUAUUGACCGACUGAGAGAUAAUUGGACAUUAUGAUAAAACAUAUAAUAUUUUUUUUUAAAUCCGUUAUGAUAUCAUUAUUAUAUUAAUUUGUUAUACUUUUUUAUCCGAACAUUUUAAAAAUGUUGAUAUUUUCACGCGUUGUUAUUUACGCAAGCGAAUUCAUGUAUUGUUAUUUGCAAGAUGAAUGGAAUAUAUUUUUUCUAUAUAUUUUGUAACUGUGCAAUAGGUAUGUAUUUUACCAUUAAUUUACAGUAAGCUAUCUGUAGUUCAUUAUUGAUACUGCAUUAUAUCUAACUCGACUCAUGAAUUUUCAGACAAUUGCAGACGUUCUGUAUCCUAUUACGUCACUUCUGCAUUGCUGCAUCAUAACUCUGAUGUUUACUAAACAAUGAACUCUAAAUCAUGAAAACUGACUCAAUGUAAUAAUGUGAUUCUACCUAAACUCACGUAAUACAGGAACACGUGGCUAGAAUUUUAAUAAAAUCUUGAACAGUUUUGGUCAGUUUUUGGUAUUAUUAAGUCAGUUUCAGAAAUGUUUCCAUUUUGGUCCACCUACAUGUACAUGUAUGUACAAGUUGGCCGUGCAUCUUUCUGAAGUGUACAUAUUUAGUUACAGAGGAAAGUAGGCGUUCUUGAUACAAUAUUUUAAACAGUUAAAUUAUCUCUAUUGUUGACGUAUUCUGUAUGACAUUAGAUAAAGUUCAUUACUAGA